Messenger RNA from Phytophthora nicotianae INRA-310, 1506 nucleotides. RefSeq lists its product as hypothetical. NCBI's taxonomy places the organism in Eukaryota, Oomycota, Peronosporomycetes, Peronosporales, Peronosporaceae. The coding region runs from base 1 to 1506 and encodes 501 amino acids. The transcript has a single exon. The record is from RefSeq and is a predicted model, not a curated record.
AUGGUGUACUCUCGCAGCGCUUCCACUCGGGCCUACAUUAAGGUCAUUGCCCUGUGUUGCCUGAGUUUACCUCUCUUCACCGCUCAGGGGACAACCGCCGAAUGUGAAGUCUCGGAUGGUGACAAGAGCUUCGGUAUCCGCGUUGUCAACGACUCCGGCUGCCUCAACGGCGGUCUCGGUUGCUACAAUGACCACUGCCGCUACUGCAAACUCCUUGACACCCGCAAGUCGACACAAUUCGAGAGCUGUGCCGCGUUCGGAGCCAACUUCCCGAACAUGGCGCCGCUGACAGCCACUGCCGGUCCGUGCGGAAUCUCGGAUGGCGAUGCUGCCGUCGGUAUCGCCGCGGCUGUCGACGCGGAUUGCUUGUACGGAGGUCUCGGAUGCUUCAGUGAUCACUGUCGAUUCUGCAAAGUGAAGGAGACACCGGAAUCGACUGCGUUCCUCGGAUGCAAUGACUUCAAUGCGACUACAAUCAUUACCGACGGUACACCGACUACUCCAGCACCAACUCUUGCUGCGACUACCGAUGGGGCCUGUUCGCUUGUGGUGUCCGAGGGUGACGCUGCGGUCGGGAUCAAGAUCGUAUCGGACGCUUCAUGUUCGAGUGGUGGCGUUGGGUGCAUUGACGACGCGUGUCGUUUCUGUAGAGCGACCACUACUGUGCAGUCGGCCGCUUUCACGGACUGCAGCACGAUUGCCGGUGCUACCGUCGCACAACCCAGCACACAACCUCCAACAGAAGCUCCCACCGAGACACCGAUCGAACUUCCAACGGAGGCACCAUCCGCUGAUGGUACGUGCCUACAAGUUGCAGCGUUGGGAGAUAUCAAGGUUGGUAUCGUUAUUGUCACGGACACCUCGUGCGCCACUGGUGGCAUCGGUUGCAUCAGCGACGUGUGCCGCUACUGCAGACUGGUGUACACCCAGCAGUCGGCUGCUUUCACGGACUGCGGUAUGAUCGUUGAUGCCGACGCAUCAACCAAAACCCCCACUGUCAUUACCAUCACUACCGAGGCUCCGACUGAAGCGCCAACGAAGUCUCCAUCGGAUCAACCAGUGUGCACCCAGGUAGUCUCGCCGGGUGACGCAUCUGUCGGAAUCAACAUUGUCACGGACGUUACCUGUGUAAAUGGUGGCCUGGGCUGCAUCGAUACUGUAUGUCGCUUUUGCAAGACCCUCGACACGCCUCAGUCGACGACUUAUCCGGACUGCACAUCCAUCGCCGGGUACUCAACUGGUGCUGUCAUCGCCACGGAAGCCCCGACCGACGCUCCUACGGAGGCUCCGACGGACGCCCCCACUGAGACUCCCACCAUUACUGCCUCAACCUCUGGAGCGUGCACUCAGGUGGUGUCGGAAGGCGAUGCCAGCGUCGGUAUCAGUAUCUUCACGGACACGUCGUGCGCGAACGGAGGCGUGGGCUGUAUUGACGACGUGUGCCGCUUCUGCAAGGUCAAGUCCACCGAUCAGUCCGCGGCAUUCGUAGACUGCCCUUCAAUCUAA